AUGCAUUUACAACACACACGUACUUUUAUAUUUACAGCACACACGUAUAUGUAUUUACAACACACAUGUAUUUUUAUAUUUACAGCACACACGUAUAUGCAUUUACAACACACACGUAUUUGUAUAUUUACCGCACACACGUAUAUGUAUUUACAACACACAUGUAUUUUUAUAUUUACAGCACACACGUAUAUGCAUUUACAACACACAUGUAUUUUUAUAUUUACAGCACACACGUAUAUGCAUUUACAACACACAUGUACUUUUAUAUUUACAGCACACACGUAUAUGCAUUUACAACACACAUGUAUUUUUAUAUUUACAGCACACACGUAUAUGCAUUUACAACACACAUGUACUUUUAUAUUUACAGCACACACGUAUAUGCAUUUACAACACACAUGUAUUUUUAUAUUUACAGCACACACGUAUAUGCAUUUACAACACACAUGUAUUUUUAUAUUUACAGCACACACGUAUAUGUAUUUACAACACACAUGUAUUUUUAUAUUUACAGCACACACGUAUAUGCAUUUACAACACACAUGUAUUUUUAUAUUUACAGCACACACCUAUAUGCAUUUACAACACACAUGUAUUUUUAUAUUUACAGCACACACGUAUAUGCAUUUACAACACACAUGUAUUUUUAUAUUUACAGCACACACGUAUAUGCAUUUACAACACACAUGUACUUUUAUAUUUACAGCACACACGUAUAUGCAUUUACAACACACAUGUACUUUUAUAUUUACAGCACACACGUAUAUGCAUUUACAACACACAUGUAUUUUUAUAUUUACAGCACACACGUAUAUGCAUUUACAACACACAUGUAUUUUUAUAUUUACAGCACACACGUAUAUGCAUUUACAACACACAUGUAUUUUUAUAUUUACAGCACACACGUAUAUGCAUUUACAACACACAUGUAUUUUUAUAUUUACAGCACACACGUAUAUGCAUUUACAACACACAUGUAUUUUUAUAUUUACAGCACACACGUAUAUGCAUUUACAACACACAUGUAUUUUUAUAUUUACAGCACACACGUAUAUGCAUUUACAACACACAUGUAUUUUUAUAUUUACAGCACACACGUAUAUGCAUUUACAACACACAUGUACUUUUAUAUUUACAGCACACACGUAUAUGCAUUUACAACACACAUGUAUUUUUAUAUUUACAGCACACACGUAUAUGUAUUUACAACACACAUGUAUUUUUAUAUUUACAGCACACACGUAUAUGCAUUUACAACACACAUGUAUUUUUAUAUUUACAGCACACACGUAUAUGCAUUUACAACACACAUGUAUUUUUAUAUUUACAGCACACACGUAUAUGCAUUUACAACACACAUGUAUUUUUAUAUUUACAGCACACACGUAUAUGUAUUUACAACACACAUGUAUUUUUAUAUUUACAGCACACACGUAUAUGCAUUUACAACACACAUGUAUUUUUAUAUUUACAGCACACACCUAUAUGCAUUUACAACACACAUGUAUUUUUAUAUUUACAGCACACACGUAUAUGCAUUUACAACACACAUGUAUUUUUAUAUUUACAGCACACACGUAUAUGCAUUUACAACACACAUGUACUUUUAUAUUUACAGCACACACGUAUAUGCAUUUACAACACACAUGUAUUUUUAUAUUUACAGCACACACCUAUAUGCAUUUACAACACACAUGUAUUUUUAUAUUUACAGCACACACGUAUAUGCAUUUACAACACACAUGUAUUUUUAUAUUUACAGCACACACGUAUAUGCAUUUACAACACACAUGUAUUUUUAUAUUUACAGCACACACGUAUAUGCAUUUACAACACACAUGUAUUUUUAUAUUUACAGCACACACGUAUAUGCAUUUACAACACACAUGUAUUUUUAUAUUUACAGCACACACGUAUAUGCAUUUACAACACACAUGUAUUUUUAUAUUUACAGCACACACGUAUAUGCAUUUACAACACACAUGUAUUUUUAUAUUUACAGCACACACGUAUAUGCAUUUACAACACACAUGUAUUUUUAUAUUUACAGCACACACGUAUAUGCAUUUACAACACACAUGUAUUUUUAUAUUUACAGCACACACGUAUAUGCAUUUACAACACACAUGUACUUUUAUAUUUACAGCACACACGUAUAUGCAUUUACAACACACAUGUAUUUUUAUAUUUACAGCACACACGUAUAUGCAUUUACAACACACAUGUACUUUUAUAUUUACAGCACACACGUAUAUGCAUUUACAACACACAUGUAUUUUUAUAUUUACAGCACACACGUAUAUGUAUUUACAACACACAUGUAUUUUUAUAUUUACAGCACACACGUAUAUGCAUUUACAACACACAUGUAUUUUUAUAUUUACAGCACACACGUAUAUGCAUUUACAACACACAUGUAUUUUUAUAUUUACAGCACACACGUAUAUGCAUUUACAACACACAUGUAUUUUUAUAUUUACAGCACACACGUAUAUGUAUUUACAACACACAUGUAUUUUUAUAUUUACAGCACACACCUAUAUGCAUUUACAACACACAUGUACUUUUAUAUUUACAGCACACACGUAUAUGCAUUUACAACACACAUGUAUUUUUAUAUUUACAGCACACACGUAUAUGCAUUUACAACACACAUGUAUUUUUAUAUUUACAGCACACACGUAUAUGCAUUUACAACACACAUGUAUUUUUAUAUUUACAGCACACACGUAUAUGCAUUUACAACACACAUGUACUUUUAUAUUUACAGCACACACGUAUAUGUAUUUACAACACACAUGUAUUUUUAUAUUUACAGCACACACGUAUAUGCAUUUACAACACACAUGUAUUUUUAUAUUUACAGCACACACGUACUUUUAUAUUUACAGCACACACGUAUAUGUAUUUACAACACACAUGUACUUUUAUAUUUACAGCACACACGUAUAUGUAUUUACAACACACAUGUACUUUUAUAUUUACAGCACACACGUAUAUGAAUUUACAACACACAUGUAUUUUUAUAUUUACAGCACACACGUAUAUGCAUUUACAACACACAUGUAUUUUUAUAUUUACAGCACACACGUAUAUGCAUUUACAACACACACGUACUUUUAUAUUUACAGCACACACGUAUAUGUAUUUACAACACACAUGUAUUUUUAUAUUUACAGCACACACGUAUAUGCAUUUACAACACACAUGUAUUUUUAUAUUUACAGCACACACGUAUAUGCAUUUACAACACACACGUACUUUUAUAUUUACAGCACACACGUAUAUGUAUUUACAACACACAUGUAUUUUUAUAUUUACAGCACACACGUAUAUGCAUUUACAACACACAUGUAUUUUUAUAUUUACAGCACACACGUAUAUGCAUUUACAACACACACGUACUUUUAUAUUUACAGCACACACGUAUAUGAAUUUACAACACACAUGUAUUUUUAUAUUUACAGCACACACGUAUAUGCAUUUACAACACACAUGUAUUUUUAUAUUUACAGCACACACGUAUAUGCAUUUACAACACACACGUACUUUUAUAUUUACAGCACACACGUAUAUGUAUUUACAACACACAUGUAUUUUUAUAUUUACAGCACACACGUAUAUGCAUUUACAACACACACGUACUUUUAUAUUUACAGCACACACGUAUAUGUAUUUACAACACACAUGUAUUUUUAUAUUUACAGCACACACGUACUUUUAUAUUUACAGCACACACGUAUAUGCAUUUACAACACACACGUACUUUUAUAUUUACAGCACACACGUAUAUGUAUUUACAACACACAUGUAUUUUUAUAUUUACAGCACACACGUAUAUGCAUUUACAACACACACGUACUUUUAUAUUUACAGCACACACGUAUAUGUAUUUACAACACACAUGUACUUUUAUAUUUACAGCACACACGUAUAUGCAUUUACAACACACAUGUAUUUUUAUAUUUACAGCACACACGUAUAUGCAUUUACAACACACAUGUAUUUUUAUAUUUACAGCACACACGUAUAUGCAUUUACAACACACAUGUAUUUUUAUAUUUACAGCACACACCUAUAUGUAUUUACAACACACAUGUAUUUUUAUAUUUACAGCACACACGUAUAUGCAUUUACAACACACAUGUAUUUUUAUAUUUACAGCACACACGUAUAUGCAUUUACAACACACAUGUACUUUUAUAUUUACAGCACACACGUAUAUGCAUUUACAACACACAUGUAUUUUUAUAUUUACAGCACACACGUAUAUGCAUUUACAACACACAUGUAUUUUUAUAUUUACAGCACACACGUAUAUGUAUUUACAACACACAUGUACUUUUAUAUUUACAGCACACACGUAUAUGCAUUUACAACACACAUGUAUUUUUAUAUUUACAGCACACACGUAUAUGCAUUUACAACACAUGUAUUUUUAUAUUUACAGCACACACGUAUAUGCAUUUACAACACACAUGUAUUUUUAUAUUUACAGCACACACGUAUAUGCAUUUACAACACACAUGUAUUUUUAUAUUUACAGCACACACGUAUAUGUAUUUACAACACACAUGUAUUUUUAUAUUUACAGCACACACGUAUAUGCAUUUACAACACACAUGUAUUUUUAUAUUUACAGCACACACGUAUAUGCAUUUACAACACACAUGUAUUUUUAUAUUUACAGCACACACGUAUAUGCAUUUACAACACACAUGUAUUUUUAUAUUUACAGCACACACGUAUAUGCAUUUACAACACACAUGUACUUUUAUAUUUACAGCACACACGUAUAUGCAUUUACAACACACAUGUAUUUUUAUAUUUACAGCACACACGUAUAUGUAUUUACAACACACAUGUAUUUUUAUAUUUACAGCACACACGUAUAUGCAUUUACAACACACAUGUAUUUUUAUAUUUACAGCACACACGUACUUUUAUAUUUACAGCACACAUGUAUAUGCAUUUACAACACACAUGUAUUUUUAUAUUUACAGCACACACGUAUAUGCAUUUACAACACACAUGUAUUUUUAUAUUUACAGCACACACGUAUAUGCAUUUACAACACACAUGUAUUUUUAUAUUUACAGCACACACGUAUAUGCAUUUACAACACACAUGUACUUUUAUAUUUACAGCACACACGUAUAUGCAUUUACAACACACAUGUAUUUUUAUAUUUACAGCACACACCUAUAUGUAUUUACAACACACAUGUAUUUUUAUAUUUACAGCACACACGUAUAUGCAUUUACAACACACAUGUAUUUUUAUAUUUACAGCACACACGUAUAUGCAUUUACAACACACAUGUAUUUUUAUAUUUACAGCACACACGUAUAUGCAUUUACAACACACAUGUAUUUUUAUAUUUACAGCACACACGUAUAUGCAUUUACAACACACAUGUAUUUUUAUAUUUACAGCACACACGUAUAUGCAUUUACAACACACAUGUAUUUUUAUAUUUACAGCACACACGUAUAUGCAUUUACAACACACAUGUAUUUUUAUAUUUACAGCACACACGUAUAUGCAUUUACAACACACAUGUAUUUUUAUAUUUACAGCACACACGUAUAUGCAUUUACAACACACAUGUAUUUUUAUAUUUACAGCACACACGUAUAUGCAUUUACAACACACAUGUAUUUUUAUAUUUACAGCACACACGUAUAUGCAUUUACAACACACAUGUAUUUUUAUAUUUACAGCACACACGUAUAUGCAUUUACAACACACAUGUACUUUUAUAUUUACAGCACACACGUAUAUGCAUUUACAACACACAUGUAUUUUUAUAUUUACAGCACACACGUAUAUGCAUUUACAACACACAUGUAUUUUUAUAUUUACAGCACACACGUAUAUGCAUUUACAACACACAUGUAUUUUUAUAUUUACAGCACACACGUAUAUGCAUUUACAACACACAUGUAUUUUUAUAUUUACAGCACACACGUAUAUGCAUUUACAACACACAUGUAUUUUUAUAUUUACAGCACACACGUAUAUGCAUUUACAACACACAUGUAUUUUUAUAUUUACAGCACACACGUAUAUGCAUUUACAACACACAUGUAUUUUUAUAUUUACAGCACACACGUAUAUGCAUUUACAACACACAUGUAUUUUUAUAUUUACAGCACACACGUAUAUGCAUUUACAACACACAUGUAUUUUUAUAUUUACAGCACACACGUAUAUGCAUUUACAACACACAUGUAUUUUUAUAUUUACAGCACACACGUAUAUGCAUUUACAACACACAUGUAUUUUUAUAUUUACAGCACACACGUAUAUGCAUUUACAACACACAUGUAUUUUUAUAUUUACAGCACACACGUAUAUGCAUUUACAACACACAUGUAUUUUUAUAUUUACAGCACACACGUAUAUGCAUUUACAACACACAUGUAUUUUUAUAUUUACAGCACACACGUAUAUGCAUUUACAACACACAUGUAUUUUUAUAUUUACAGCACACACGUAUAUGCAUUUACAACACACAUGUAUUUUUAUAUUUACAGCACACACGUAUAUGCAUUUACAACACACAUGUAUUUUUAUAUUUACAGCACACACGUAUAUGCAUUUACAACACACAUGUAUUUUUAUAUUUACAGCACACACGUAUAUGCAUUUACAACACACAUGUAUUUUUAUAUUUACAGCACACACGUAUAUGCAUUUACAACACACAUGUAUUUUUAUAUUUACAGCACACACCUAUAUGUAUUUACAACACACAUGUAUUUUUAUAUUUACAGCACACACGUAUAUGCAUUUACAACACACAUGUAUUUUUAUAUUUACAGCACACACGUAUAUGCAUUUACAACACACAUGUAUUUUUAUAUUUACAGCACACACGUAUAUGCAUUUACAACACACAUGUAUUUUUAUAUUUACAGCACACACGUAUAUGUAUUUACAACACACAUGUAUUUUUAUAUUUACAGCACACACGUAUAUGCAUUUACAACACACAUGUAUUUUUAUAUUUACAGCACACACCUAUAUGCAUUUACAACACACAUGUAUUUUUAUAUUUACAGCACACACGUAUAUGCAUUUACAACACACAUGUAUUUUUAUAUUUACAGCACACACGUAUAUGCAUUUACAACACACAUGUACUUUUAUAUUUACAGCACACACGUAUAUGCAUUUACAACACACAUGUAUUUUUAUAUUUACAGCACACACCUAUAUGUAUUUACAACACACAUGUAUUUUUAUAUUUACAGCACACACGUAUAUGCAUUUACAACACACAUGUAUUUUUAUAUUUACAGCACACACGUAUAUGCAUUUACAACACACAUGUAUUUUUAUAUUUACAGCACACACGUAUAUGCAUUUACAACACACAUGUAUUUUUAUAUUUACAGCACACACGUAUAUGUAUUUACAACACACAUGUAUUUUUAUAUUUACAGCACACACGUAUAUGCAUUUACAACACACAUGUAUUUUUAUAUUUACAGCACACACCUAUAUGCAUUUACAACACACAUGUAUUUUUAUAUUUACAGCACACACGUAUAUGCAUUUACAACACACAUGUAUUUUUAUAUUUACAGCACACACGUAUAUGCAUUUACAACACACAUGUACUUUUAUAUUUACAGCACACACGUAUAUGCAUUUACAACACACAUGUAUUUUUAUAUUUACAGCACACACGUAUAUGCAUUUACAACACACAUGUACUUUUAUAUUUACAGCACACACGUAUAUGCAUUUACAACACACAUGUAUUUUUAUAUUUACAGCACACACGUAUAUGCAUUUACAACACACAUGUAUUUUUAUAUUUACAGCACACACGUAUAUGCAUUUACAACACACAUGUAUUUUUAUAUUUACAGCACACACGUAUAUGCAUUUACAACACACAUGUAUUUUUAUAUUUACAGCACACACGUAUAUGCAUUUACAACACACAUGUAUUUUUAUAUUUACAGCACACACGUAUAUGCAUUUACAACACACAUGUAUUUUUAUAUUUACAGCACACACGUAUAUGUAUUUACAACACACAUGUACUUUUAUAUUUACAGCACACACCUAUAUGCAUUUACAACACACACGUACUUUUAUAUUUACAGCACACACGUAUAUGCAUUUACAACACACAUGUAUUUUUAUAUUUACAGCACACACCUAUAUGUAUUUACAACACACACAGACCUUUACAACACGCACAGACAUUUACAACAUAGACAGACCUUUACAACACACACAGACAUUUACAACACGCACAGACCUUUACAACACGCACCGACAUUUACAACACACACAGACAUUUACAACACACACAGACAUUUACAACACACACAGACCUUUACAACACGCACAGACAUUUACAACACACACAGACAUUUACAACACACACAGACCUUUACAACACGCACCGACAUUUACAACACACACAGACCUUUACAACACUACAGACAUUUACAACACACACAGACAUUUACAACACACACAGACAUUUACAACACGCACAGACCUUUACAACACGCACCGACAUUUACAACACACACAGACCUUUACAACACGCACCGACAUUUACAACACGCACCGACAUUUACAACACGUAUAUAUUUUUACAAUAUAUAUAUAUAUUUAUUUAUUUAUUUAUUUACAGCUUACAUAUAUGAAAAGAGAGGGGUGUAG
Molecule: messenger RNA, 8697 nt
Organism: Leishmania major strain Friedlin
Lineage: Eukaryota; Euglenozoa; Kinetoplastea; Trypanosomatida; Trypanosomatidae
Exons: 1
Coding region: 1-8697 (2898 amino acids)
Source: RefSeq, a predicted model, not a curated record